AUGAGGGUGAAGAAGAAAAAUUCUAGCGGUAACGCCAGAAACUUUAUCACCAGGUCGCAAGCGGUUCGGAAACUACAAAUCUCCCUUGCUGAUUUCAGAAGGUUAUGUAUCUUCAAAGGUAUUUAUCCAAGAGAACCAAGGAACAAGAAGAAGGCUAAUAAGGGAUCUACAGCCCCUACGACAUUCUACUACUAUAAGGAUAUUCAGUAUCUUCUGCAUGAACCUGUUCUGGCUAAGUUCAGAGAACACAAGACUUUUGCGAAGAAGUUGACCAGGGCGCUUGGAAGAGGUGAAGUUUCCUCGGCUAAGAAGUUGGAAGAGAAUAAAACUUCAUACAAACUUGAUCACAUUAUUAGGGAGCGUUAUCCAAGUUUCCCAGAUGCUUUGAGAGAUAUUGAUGAUGCGUUGAACAUGUUAUUUUUGUUCGCUAACCUCCCUGCUACCGACCAGGUAUCAUCUCGUGUUACAAAAGAUGCUCAAAAAAUCUGUAAUCAAUGGUUGGCCUUUGUUGCUAGAGAAAGAUUAUUAAGAAAGGUAUUUGUGUCGAUCAAGGGUGUUUACUACCAAGCAAACGUUAGAGGGGAAGAAAUCAGAUGGUUAGUUCCCUUCAAGUUUCCUGAAAAUAUCCCAUCAGAUGUUGAUUUUAGAAUCAUGCUAACAUUUUUGGAAUUUUAUUGUACAUUGACGCAUUUCGUUUUGUUUAAAUUAUACACUGAUAAUGGUAUUGUGUAUCCACCAAGAUUGGAUAUGAAGAAGGAUAAGAUUAUAGGUUGUUUAAGUGCAUAUAUCUUGGAAUCGAGUGAAGGCGCUCCUAUAGAUGGUCCAAAAUCAAACACUGUUGAGACUCAAGAAGUUAAGACUUUAGACAAGAGAACUUUGCGUUCUGCGAUGAAAGCUGAUACCAAUGAUAAUACUGAAGAACAAGAGACCGAUCAAGCAGAAAAUGUUGAUGAUGCUAAAUUGGAUGCCUUCGAAGAUAAAAAUAAAAACCAAGGAGAUCUCCUUGAGCAGCCAUCCCAGUACAACUCUCCAACUGCAACGUUGUUUUCAGGUAUGAUCUUUUACGUUAGCAGAGAAGUCCCUAUUGAUAUUCUAGAAUUCUUAAUUCUCUCAUGCGGUGGUACUGUUGUUUCAGAAGCUGCAAUGGAUCAAUUGGAUAGCGUUGAAGAUUUUGAUCUAAGUCGUGUAACCCAUCAAAUUGUUGACAGACCAGUUUUAAAGAAUAAGGUUGCCAAUAGAACUUACAUUCAACCACAAUGGGUCUUUGACUCCAUUAACAAGGGAGAGUUUGUUCCGGCUAAUUUGUACAUGCCUGGUGAGUCAUUGCCUCCACACCUGUCCCCAUGGGGUGAUGCUGUGGGUUAUGACCCGACAACAGAAGAUGCUGUUGAAGGAGAAGAAGAAGAAGAAAAGACUCUGGAUGAGGAUUCUGAAGAGAACGAAGUAGAAGAAGAAGCAGAUGAUGAUUCUGAAGACGACGAGGAUCUCAAAGCUCAAAAGGAAUUGGAGCUAGAGGCGCAGGGUAUUAACUACUCAAAGGCUAAGGAAGAGAACAGUCUGGGAGAGGGAACUAAAGUCAAGGUUAAAAAAAGAAAAUCUGAGGAAGAAGAGGAGAAGGACCUGAAGUUAAUCAUGAUGAGUAACAAACAACGUAAACUGUACAAAAAGAUGAAAUACUCCAAUGAAAAGAAGGAUGAAAAGAUUGAGAAUUUGAAGAAAAAGAAGAAGCAGAUUGCCAAGACGAAGAGUAAGUUAGAACGCUUGGAGCAGUAA
Messenger RNA from Eremothecium cymbalariae DBVPG#7215, 1773 nucleotides. It is a transcript of the gene NOP7, whose product is annotated as mRNA-binding ribosome synthesis protein NOP7. Gene Ontology annotation, biological process: maturation of LSU-rRNA from tricistronic rRNA transcript (SSU-rRNA, 5.8S rRNA, LSU-rRNA); ribosome biogenesis. NCBI's taxonomy places the organism in Eukaryota, Fungi, Ascomycota, Saccharomycetes, Saccharomycetales, Saccharomycetaceae. Gene Ontology annotation, cellular component: PeBoW complex; nucleolus. The transcript has a single exon. The coding region runs from base 1 to 1773 and encodes 590 amino acids. The record is from RefSeq and is a predicted model, not a curated record. Gene Ontology annotation, molecular function: RNA binding.